CAAAUCUACGGAAGAAUAGAUCGCAAUGCAGACAUCCACCGCCAGUUUUUAGCACCUAAUAUUACUACAUCCAUGAAGAGGAACCUGGAACUCAAAAUCAAUCCCUUCCUAAUCCGAUUCAACGAAUACUCAAAGGUACAGAUUCGAAGAGCCAUCAACUCGUGCUGGAUAACGGAAGGUGACGGAGUUAAAUUGCCUGCUUAGAAAAUCUUCCUGAUACUAAUAGUACCCCAUGAUGCGACCUUGGUGUUGGAGUCAAAAUUGAAUUCAAAACUUAUUCGAGAAGUCCGAUAAUCCGACCACCAUUGGGGUCACAAUGUUGCCGAAAAUGUCAAGAUAGAGAGGAACAAGGGUACAGGAAGUUUCUUCCCAUCUUGUCUCAAGUACCUGGGAACAUCUUUUUCCGUAUCAGAGUCAAUUGACUAUACUCGUUGCAGUUUGUUGCAGCCCUUCGCCGUUUCUUCUCCACCCGCAGCCCACUUUUCUUUCCUUCCUUUGGAGCCUUCCUGCCCAUUCCUUUACGCGAGCAAAAGUGUCAGCCGGUACCGAGUCCCCAGUGAUAGUUCCUCGAUCUGCAGUCGCAAUGUUCAGAUCCAGAUUAUGUAGGGAAAAGGUCUGUUCUAACCGACCGCCUAGAUAAUAUUCUUCAGUCAUGCCGAAAUUGCUGUGGACACGCAUCAAUAUUAUGGCAUUCCUGAAAUGUCCAAGUAACGGAGAGUGUAACGCUUACCUUCGUCGGGUUCAAAGGACAUAUAUAUGGUUCUCCACCCCACCGGCAAACUCCUACCAACUCUCUUUUCAUCCCCCCACUUUGGUGAUAGCAGUUAAUGUCAUCCUACUCAAUCCAACUAGGCCUCAAUGGCCAAUACCCUCCUCAAAACAAUGUACGCGACGAACGGCAGCAUCCCUCUCAACAUUACCCUCAUCCUUCGUACUUCCCACCACCGUAUCCGAUGCACCCGCAGCCGUUCCCUGGAGCUUCAGGUCCGUACCAAGAUCGUUCGGGAGCACCUCUUCAUCCACAAUACAAUCCCCCGCCCACGAAGUUGCCCUCGCUGAAAGAAAAGCUCUUUAACCUUGCAAUGGGUCAAGAAGUCGAAGUUUGCGUUCGGUCCAACGUAUUUGUGGUCGGCUUCGUCGUCAGCGUGCUCACGUUCUUUGAAAAGAUCGCAGGCUUUGGCUACGAGAUUAGAUACAGAACAUCAGGCGGGGAGUCCACCGACGUCUUUGGAGUCGAGCGCAUCCGACCGCGUUGA
Molecule: messenger RNA, 1256 nt
Organism: Marasmius oreades (fairy-ring Marasmius)
Lineage: Eukaryota; Fungi; Basidiomycota; Agaricomycetes; Agaricales; Marasmiaceae
Exons: 5
Coding region: 828-1256 (142 amino acids)
Source: RefSeq, a predicted model, not a curated record